CAAAUGCAGAAUUAUAGGCGUGUUUCUCAGAAAAAACAAAUCAAAUCCGACGCCCAAAAAAGAAAUUAAAAAAUAAGAAGGAAAAAAAAAAAAAAGGAAAAACAGAAAAGCGAUUUUAAACGGCACAAUCGCAUAGAGGCUUUUUCUUCUUCCUUAUUAUGUCACAGUCUUUGUAGUCGCCGACAUUUGCAACGGCUCUCGGUGGCAUUUCGGCGGUGCCGAUUCUGGAUGUACAUCGAAGAUCUUCUGGAAUUCCUCGGUGUACAAGAUGAUAGGAUCCUUUCUAACCAGGGGACUUGCCAUGGUUCUUGGCUAUGCAUAUCCAGCUUAUGAGUGCUACAAAACUGUUGAAAAGAACAAGCCAGAGAUUGAACAACUUCGUUUUUGGUGCCAGUAUUGGUAUGUUUUACAUAGGUUGCUGUUUCUAUCGCUUCUAUUUUUGCAGAUGAUUUUGAUAGCAAUUGUAUUAUCUUAUUUUUACAGGAUUUUGGUGGCAUUUUUGACAGUUUGUGAGAGAGUUGGUGAUGCUUUUAUUUCAUGGGUUCCAAUGUACAGUGAAGCUAAGUUGCUAUUAUUUGUCUAUCUGUGGCACCCUAGAACGAUGGGAACAACAUAUGUGUAUGAUUCAUUCUUUAGACCAUACCUGGCAAAGCAUGAGAAUGAAAUUGAUCAGAAUUUGUUGGAACUAAGGACCAGGGCUGGAGAUAUUGUGGUUUUAUAUUGGCAAAGAGCUGCAAGCUAUAGCCAGACAAGAAUAUUUGAGAUACUGCAAUAUGUUGCUUCACAAUCCACACCAAGGCCUCGCCCUACUCCGCCACAACCAGGAGGUGGUAGAACUCGGCAACCUCCUCCUCCAAAUCGCCAAUCGUCUGCUGCCUCAAAUCGCCAACCAACUUCUCCUGCAGCACAAUCAAAACCUGAAGAACCACCUUCUCCUGCUUCUAGUACAUCCUCAAGUCAGUUCCAAAAGGAGAUAGCAGAAGAGUUGGCUUCUACACAAGAUCCUAAAGCUACCACCAAAGAAACAAGUUCAGAUAAGCCAAAUCAAGCAGAAGGUUCUAGUCAGAAAUCAACAUCUGCAGCUGACAAAUCCAGCCAAUCUGCACCUGCUGAAGCGGAACCAAUGCAGACUGAGGCAGUGCCCUCGUCCUCAGAAGCUGAAAGUUCCAACCCUCCCCCAAAAGAUACAGUCAUGGAGGAAACCAUUCGGGUUACACGUGGAAGGUUGAGGAAAACACGUUCUGCAUCAAAUCGUUGAUAUGGUUCUUUGCCAAAUUUUAGUUCACAAAGUAGGUGGACAAUGCCAUAUGGGUAUGCAAAUGUUGAUCGAGACAUUAUUGUAAAUUUGUUAUACUCUAGUUUCAAUUCUAUUUUUUGCUUUAUUUUUUGGACA
Molecule: messenger RNA, 1393 nt
Organism: Ziziphus jujuba (common jujube)
Lineage: Eukaryota; Viridiplantae; Streptophyta; Magnoliopsida; Rosales; Rhamnaceae
Product: HVA22-like protein i
Source: RefSeq, a predicted model, not a curated record